AUGGCCUCGAGCUCCAGUCUCCCGGCCAAGUCGUCGAUGGAUGUGGAUGUCGAUAUGGAUGUGGAUGACACAACCUCGAAAGCCCCUGUCCAGCAAACCCAGCCCGAGCCGUCAGGCACGGCAUCCUCCAAACCAGCCGACUCCCUUGGUCCCUGGCUCCAUCCCAUCGAGUGUCUCAUCAACGGCGCCUGCGACGAGCCCGAUGCCCUCCUGAUCAACACAUACGAGAGCGGUGCCUCCGAGCGACACUCCUAUCGCCAGGUGUGGAGGAGAGCAUACUCGAUCGCCCAGGGGCUCAGGGCCCUCGCCGGCUGGGACGACGCCGACCACGAGGUCAUCGGCACCUUCUGCGAGUCCGAGGUCAACUGGGUGUUCUAUUCCCUUGCAGUGUGGAUGCUUGGCAAGAAGACAAUCAACUUUGGUCUCAACCUGCCUCCGGCUGCCCGAAAGGCUGUGUGCGACAGAUACUCGAUCAAGUAUAUCCUGCACCACUGCGUCAAGCCCGGACGCACACAGGGAGUGACUCUUGUGGAUGCAUCGACAUUCCCGAUGCUGGACGACAUCCCACUGCCCUCGCUUGAGGCGUGCGAGCCACUCGAUGAGUUCGUCACCUAUCUCUCGACUUCUGGAACGACAGGCAUCCCCAAGACAUACAAAUAUUCGUACUUUGGUUCAAUCACCCUUCAUAAAUCGAUUGGGAUCAUCAAUAUUAGCAUCGGACUCUCCCAGGCACCUUCGUUUUCACUGACACUUGGUCUGCUCUUGGCAACUCUCAACCUCCGAGGAUCAGCAUGGAUUCCAGACACAACUUCAAAUCGUGUCGAGAAAGUCCGAAGUAUUUCCAAGAUGCUCAACGAUGGUCUCGAGUUCAUGGGAUUGCCUCCCUCGUUCCUCAAAUUGAUAAUCGGAGUCGGAGUGUCGGAAAACAGGCACAUCGUUUGGCGAAGAACAAGAAAGAUCCUUCUUGGGUCCGAAAUUGUGCCUCGAAGCGUCGUUUGUGAAGCCAGACGCCGCUUCCCAAAUGCCGAGAUUCAGUCCGUUUAUGGUUCAAGUGAGUCCGCAUUGAUAGGUGCCGGAGCUUAUUUCAGUCUCCCGGCCGAUGUCACCGAAGUCCCACCCAAACUUGUGUACAAGCUCUCCAAGCCAGGAGUCCGCUGCCAUAUCAUCGACGAGCACGGCAACUUCAUCGACAGAAGGUUCUCCAACAGCGGCGUCCUUGUCUUUGCUGUCGAUCCCGACCAUCCAGUCAAGGAUCAUCCCAGCUUUGUCAACGCCGACCCGGACAACAAGAUUGGAUACUUUGGCUUCCUCAGCGACGGCUCGCCUCGUGUCUGCACCAUGGACUGGGUCGAGAUGGUCAGCGAGAACGAGUUCACUGUGGUCGGAAGAUUCGACCAGAAGGUCAAGGUCAACGGCGUCUAUGUCGACCUCAAUGCCCUCGAGGAGCUUGUCAACCAGAACCUGAGCCACUCGAUCGCCGACUGUGCCUUUGUCAUGACCUCCGAGAAGCGCAUCGUGAUGCUCUAUGUCCCCCAAAGCGGCCCUGCCAUCCUCCUGAGUCCCGCCAACAUCAUCCUGAUGACCGAGGAGCUCUUUGCGCUCUCGAACGUCGCCAAGGUCCCGAUCCACAACUGCUUUGCGCUCGAGCGAUUCCCCUUCAACGACUCCAACAAGCGCGACCUCAAGAAGCUCAGGCUGUUUGCCGAGAAUGUCGAGCAGUACACUGCGUCGGUCGUCUAUCCGGCUCUCAGGAUCGACAACACUCUCCUGUCCCGCGUCGCUGCCAAGAUCUCUCAGAUCGGCAGCCGGGUCCUGGGCAGGGCCGCCCUUGAUGGCCGCAACUACUACAUUGGCGGUGUCGGCUUUGACUCGCUCAGCGCCGGCCGCCUGGCCCUGGCCAUCAAGGACGAGCUGGAUGUCGAGCUCUCGCCGCUGAUCCUGCUGUCGAACGGAAUGACACCCACCGAUGUCGCCCAGCUUGCCAUCGACAUGCUCGACGACAGACUGAUGGUCCCGCCGACCGUGGAUCUGUACCAGGAAGCCGUCAGGUUCGACGAUGCGGGUGUGACGGCCGACGGCCUCCCUCGGUUUGUCUAUCCCGACAAUCCUCGCGGCAUCGUCCUGACGGGGGCCACUGGGUUCCUCGGCGCAUUCCUGCUGUACGAGCUGGCCAGCAGGUUCCCCAGCGCCAAGAUCUACUGCCUGGUCCGAGCCAAGGACGAGCCGGCCGCCAUCGACCGCAUCUUUGACACGGCCAGCAAGCUGAUCCUCAACCAGCAGCAGAUGCACGACCUCGAGCACAACAUCCGUCCCAGGAUCGUGGGUCUUCCCGGCGACCUGGCACAGGACAAGUGGGGGCUGUCGGACGAGCGGUGGCAGGAGAUCAGCGAGCAGAGUGAUGUGAUUGUGCACAACGGUGCCGAGGUCCACUGGCUCUACAACUACGAGGCACUCAAGGGCCCGAACGUCCUCGGCACGGCGACGGCAUUGAGACUGGCCACGACCCACCACUUGAAGCCGCUCCACUACAUCUCGACGAUCGGUACGCUGCCGAUGAAGGGCUCGGCCCAGCCGCUCGAGGAGCGAAUGUCGCUGAACUGGAACCUCUCUGGCGGCUACGCACAGACCAAGUGGGUCUCGGAGCAGCUGAUCCACAAGGCACGAUCGAGGGGCGUGCCGGUGACGAUCAUCCGACCGGCCGCGAUCGUCGGCGAGAGCCGAUACGGAGCAUGCAACGUUGAUGACUACAUCUGGCGAUAUGUCAAGGGAUGCAUCCAGAUCGGAAUCGCUCCCUCCCAUGCAACCCCCGUCACCCUGACCAUGGACCCGGUCGACCAUGUGGCCAAGGUCGUCACGGCGAUUGUGGCCUCGGAGCAGGCCCUCUCCAACUUUGUGUUCCAUGUCAGCGACUCGGAGAACAGCCUCAUCGCCGAGAAGAAGAUCUUUGAGAUCGUCAAUGCCAUGGGCUGGCGAGUCAUGUUCGAGACACGCGAGCAGUUCAAGAUCCUGCUCCAAUCGGCUCCCUCCGUCGAGACCAACGCCCUGUUCCCGCUGAUGCACAUGCUGAUGGACAUGUCCGUCCAGGUCGACAACCCCAACACCCGCUCGAUCUAUCCGACACCGAGUCUCCCAGCCGAGAAGGUCGUCGAGCGAUGUCUCCGAUUCUUGGACCGUGUGAAAUACCUCCCUGCUCCGGCCGAGCCUGUCUCGCCGCUCCAGACGGACGACUAUCCCGAGGUCAGCGUCUUUGGCCGCACUGGCCGCAACUGAACGGCACAGAUGUGCUGGACCAGGCUGCACCGAUGGGUUGUCCUGAGGCAUGGCCAGCAGUGACCGGUAGUGGCAGUUGAUGCACUGCACUUGGACGGCCCUCGGUGCUUCACCCAGAGUCUCACCAGUCAGAUCCUGGUUCGACCACACCAUCGAUCCAGUGUCCUCGACUGAGUCCUCGACUGAGUCUCACAGCGAGGACACUCUUCCUUCUGUCGUUGCUUUGUAUUGUGCUUGUUCUUUCCAUCUCCGCCCCAACCUUCCCCUGGGCUGUUUCCCACUUGAUAUCCACUCGCUGUUCUUCUCGUUUGUCGGCUGUCUUGUCUCGGUUGUCUGUUUGGCAGAGUAUGACUGGGAGUAUUGCACCAUCAUCGCCUUCAUGCCACUCAAUACAGCGACGCUUUCUUUGACUCGGCUGAGCAGUUAUCGCCAAGUCCCAGAUUUCCAC
This is a messenger RNA of Polychytrium aggregatum, 3718 nucleotides long. RefSeq names its product male sterility protein-domain-containing protein. The coding region runs from base 1 to 3270 and encodes 1089 amino acids. NCBI's taxonomy places the organism in Eukaryota, Fungi, Chytridiomycota, Chytridiomycetes, Polychytriales. The record is from RefSeq and is a predicted model, not a curated record. The transcript has 11 exons.